Parnassius mnemosyne (clouded apollo) is the source of this 1620-nucleotide messenger RNA. The record is from the annotation of a GenBank genome assembly. NCBI's taxonomy places the organism in Eukaryota, Metazoa, Arthropoda, Insecta, Lepidoptera, Papilionidae.
AUGGAUCUAAUCGAAUAUUUGAUUAAACAAGGAAAAAAAUCUUGGAUACAAGAAAAAACUAAAGAAGAAUUAAUAGAAAUUGCUAAUAUAUUAGCAAAAGAAACAAAAUUCUUGGACACGCAUACCAUCAAAGACGUUCGAAAAUACUUACGUGAAUACGUUGAUAAACAAAAAGAAAAAAUUCGUACAGUCCGCUUAAUCACUAGUCCUAGUUCUAUUAGCACAAUGAAUUCUAUCACUACUUUGGAAGUUUUCACCGGUGAAAAUUGGAAUGCGUACCAGCAACAAUUUGAAUGUUUCAUAGUUCUAAACGACAUCCCAGAGGAAAAGAAGGUCCCAUUACUUAUAACAAAACUUAGCACAAACGUUUAUGAUUUAUUGACCACAUUAUGCACACCCAUAUCGCCGGUUACCGAAACAUAUAAUAAUAUUUGCGAAAAACUGAGAAAAUACUAUCACCCAUUAAAAAAUUAUGCCCUUUAUCAAGCAGAAUUUCGAAGCAGAUGUCAAAAACCUAAUGAAACAAUAGAUCAGUAUAUUAUGGAAUUAAAGAGACUGUCUAAAUAUUGCAAUUUCAAAAAUUUAAAUGAAGAAAUAAAGGAAAGAUUACUAAAUGGUACUUACUGUGAUUCAGUUAAAUUUGAACUGUUGAAACAAGCCGAUCAGCCAUUAGAAAGUUUAAUUAACAUUGGAAAAACUGUGGAGACAGCAUAUAAGUUGGUUUUUAAUAAUGAAAAAGAGCAGGAAAAAUCACAAAUGUUUAAAAUACAAGGCAAAUAUUUUAACAGAAACCAUAGUGUUAUAGCUAGGCAAAAUGUAAACCCAGCCAUCCAGCAGAGUAUCACAUGUUUUUGUUGUGGUAAAAAUGGACACAUUAAAGCACAUUGUACCCUACGAGAAAAAUUUUGCAGUGAAUGUGGUGUAAAAGGCCAUAUCUUUAAAGUGUGUAGAAAAAAUAAGAAAAUAAAAGUAAAAAAUUUAAAUGUAGUGCAAAAAUUUAAUUCAGAAAAUAGUGAUGUAAAUUCGGAUAACAACCUCCCCAUUAAACACAUUGAAAACUUUGAUAUCUUCUGUUUUAGUAAUACAGGAAAAGUUCCAUCAACUACUUUAAAGAUCCUUGUAAAUGGAAAGGUACUAGAGUUUGAGGUUGACACUGGGGCUGAUGUAAGUACUAUUACUUUACUCGAUAAAAACAAGUUAUUCCCGGAGCUAGAGAUAAAAAAAUGUAAUGUUCUUUUUACUAAUUUUGACCAGUCUACUUCUACGCCUUUAGGAGUUAUAGAAAACUUGAGUAUAAGUUAUGAAUCUACUAAAGUUAAUAAUCAGAAAUUAUUUGUUGUAAAAGAUGGAUUGCCCAAGGUUAUAGGUAAAGAUUGGCUUUCUUCACUUCAAUUAUGGCCCCCAAAGUUUGAACAAAGGGUUUGUGAAAAAGCGUCAAAAAAUAAAUUAAUACAAAACAUAUUUGAAAAGUUCAGCAAUCUUUUUGAGCCAGGUAUGGGGGUUUUUCGAGGAGAACCAAUUCAUUUAUUAAUUGAACCAGGUGUUAAACCAGUAUUUAUGCCUGUCAGAACUGUUCCAUUUGCUCUAAAAGAUAAGUGUGAACUUAGUUUUCCUCCGUGA